Molecule: messenger RNA, 2708 nt
Organism: Budorcas taxicolor (takin)
Lineage: Eukaryota; Metazoa; Chordata; Mammalia; Artiodactyla; Bovidae
Gene: ZNF24
Product: zinc finger protein 24
Exons: 4
Coding region: 143-1249 (368 amino acids)
Biological process (GO): regulation of transcription by RNA polymerase II
Molecular function (GO): DNA-binding transcription factor activity, RNA polymerase II-specific; RNA polymerase II cis-regulatory region sequence-specific DNA binding
Source: RefSeq, a predicted model, not a curated record
CUCGUGAGCGGCGUUUCUGCGUCGGCCGAGGACAGCGAAGCGGCUGUGGUUCCCGAGCCCGAGGAGUGCCUGUGAAGAAAACUGGGUAUUUCCCUAAGGUAUCUCGACUUGAUUGUCUUUCCUUGAAGUAUUACAAAUCAGGAUGUCUGCACAGUCAGUGGAAGAGGAUUCAAUACUUAUCAUCCCAACUCCAGAUGAAGAGGAAAAAAUUCUAAGAGUGAAGUUGGAGGAGGAUCCUGAUGGUGAAGAAGGGUCGAGUAUCCCCUGGAACCAUCUUCCUGACCCGGAGGUUUUCCGCCAGAGGUUCAGGCAGUUUGGAUACCAGGAUUCACCUGGGCCCCGGGAAGCUGUGAGCCAGCUUCGAGAACUUUGCCGUCUGUGGCUCAGGCCAGAGACACACACAAAAGAACAAAUCUUGGAGCUGGUUGUACUGGAGCAGUUUGUUGCCAUUCUCCCCAAGGAGCUACAGACUUGGGUUCGAGAGCAUCAUCCAGAGAAUGGAGAGGAGGCAGUGACAGUCCUGGAGGAUUUAGAGAGUGAACUAGAUGACCCUGGACAGCCAGUUUCUCUUCGUCGACGAAAACGGGAAGUGUUAGUGGAGGAGAUAGUAUCUCAAGAAGAAGCUCAGGGAUUACCGAGUUCUGAGCUUGAUGCUGUGGAAAACCAGCUGAAGUGGGCAUCCUGGGAGCUCCAUUCCCUAAGGCACUGUGAUGAUGAUGCUAGGACUGAAAAUGGAGCUCUAGCUCCAAAGCAGGAGAUUCCUUCAGCAGGAGAAUCUCAUGAAGUUUCCGGCACUCUCAAUAUAGGUGUUCCUCAAAUCUUUAAAUACGGAGAAACCUGUUUCCCUAAGGGCAGGUUUGAAAGAAAGAGAAAUCCCUCCCGAAAGAAACAGCAUAUAUGUGACGAAUGUGGGAAACACUUCAGUCAGGGCUCAGCCCUUAUUCUUCAUCAGAGAAUCCACAGUGGGGAGAAACCCUAUGGAUGUGUUGAGUGUGGGAAAGCAUUCAGCAGGAGUUCCAUCCUCGUGCAGCACCAGAGAGUCCACACUGGAGAAAAACCUUACAAAUGUCUCGAAUGUGGAAAAGCUUUUAGCCAGAAUUCUGGGCUUAUCAAUCACCAGAGAAUCCAUACUGGGGAGAAACCUUAUGAAUGCGUUCAGUGUGGGAAAUCCUAUAGUCAAAGCUCAAAUCUUUUUAGACAUCAGCGAAGACACAAUGCAGAAAAACUUCUCAAUGUUGUGAAAGUUUAAGAAAUUAAAAAAAAAAAGUCAGCACUCAGGUCUUUUUCUUCUCAAAUGAAGACAAAAUUAAAAACAUGAAAUGACAUAGUUUUCCUAUAGACUGUUAGAAAAUCCACUGGGAAAUGUAGAAAAUCUUCACCCAUUAUUAUUAUCUUGAAAGGAAUGGUGUCAUACCUGCCUAGAAACUGAAAUUUUAAACUUAAUUCAGGUGUUAAUGCCUAAUCUUCCAUGUGAUAUUUCUUAUUAUUUUUCCUAAUGAUGAACUACCUGAUCUUUGUCCCUUUGUUACAAAGUUUGCUUCUUAGACAGAUACAUUAUUUGUGUUGGUCAUCAAAAUGUUCUUUGCAAGGAUACAUUCCCUUCUGCAUUGAAAAGCAACAUAAGAAUUACAAAAUCUGAAAACUGAAACCACUUUUUCCAAAUUUACCUGUUUCCUUUUACCUAAUUUGAAUAUGAAUUUUUGAAAAUAGAAGAUAAAAGGUGACCAAAAACCAGAGUGAAAUGAGCCUUAAAACUCAGAUAAGAAGUGACGGUUGAUAAAACGUCAAAAAGUCAAUGGGACACCUAGAUUGGGGAAGACUGACAAAUACUUUGAUCCAAGAAUUGAAGUGUAUCAAGAAUUUAUUCUAGGUAUAAUUAUCUGCCUGCUGGAAAACUCAAAAAUAGCUCAUCCUACCUGUAAUUGAGAAGCAACCCACUCAUGAAAAUAAUGUCUUCUCAUGUAUCAUUAGAAAGUGAACAGUCUAAACAAACAGUUGUAAAGCUUUGAAGGUAGAAAUUAUAACACUAGGGGAGGACCUGUAGUGAAUGGCAGUGUUGAAGGGCAAAUGUAAACGAGUAAUGGUCUGUCUUGGCUUUUAGAAAACAGAAGACUUGAAGAUCUAAGUCGUCGUUAUUUUUCCUUCAUUUUUGUUGAGGACAGGAAAAUCCCUGAUAGGUGAGGAACAAGGUAUCAGGGUUUUGAUUUUACUCUUUUGGUACAAAAGGGUUGAACACCAAGCUAACAGAGCAGCCAUGCGUUUAUUAUUAAAUUUUCUACCAACAAGGCACUGUGCUAGGUACUGUAACCCUGCCAUGGGGAGGUAGGUAUUCUUCCACUGUAAAUCACUGGGGAUUGGUAUAAAGCUGUUUCCUGUGAGUUAGCCUCUCCCCCCCGACCCCAGUCUAAGCAGUCCUGGGAUGGGGGGUCACCUCUGAGAUUUCUAGAGCCAUAGUUCUCUUACCAGGGUGUUGUAUUGGGGAAAGGAGGACUCAGCUCAAAGAGCUAGCCAGCUUGUCAGCAGUCUUCAGAGGUGAGUCCAAGAUAAUAUCACAGUUUGGAAGUUUAUGGGUCUUUUAUUAAAAAAAAAAAAACCUAAUCAAUCUCUAGUAGUAUUGAGGUUGUACUUAACAUAUUAGGUUGAAUGGAUUGUUCUAUUUAAAAAAGAACUAGGCUAUUAACAACUAGUUUAUUAAUUGUCAGAGUUGG